GUCCCACCAGUUAUUCCGUAGUCUACUAAAAACAUGGCGGCACACGCAAGUAAGGCAUUUCUGUCCUUAGGUCGAAUAAAUGUUGCUGGAAUUGGACUACAAAAUUCAGCGAACAGGGUCACCCAUGCAGCAGCUUUGUCCACAAAUUCACUUAAAACGAAUAAAGGCUUUCCUGAGAGAAGUGGAAGAGGAUUUCCCAGAAGACCCAGAAGGGAGCCUGGGGUACCCAGGACAGAAAAGAUGCCGCUGGAUCAAGACUGGACUGCGGUUUAUCCAGCAGCAGCACCCUUCAAAGCGAACGCCGUCCCUCUGCCUGUGAGGAUGGGCUACCCUAAGAAGGGAGGCGUUCCUCCAGACAAGAAGGGCAACCUGGAGCUGAUCAAGAUUCCAAACUUUCUGCAUUUGACACCGGCUGCCAUCAAGAAACACUGCGAAGCCCUGAAACCUUUUUGUACAGAGUGGCCCUCUGCCUUGGAUUCAGAUGCCAAAUGUGACAAGCACUUCCCUAUAAAAGUGGAAAGCACCGACUACGUGUCUGCCGGCCUGUCGAUUAGAAACCCUUCGGCUCGCAUUGUUCACCUCAGAGUUAAGUUGUCCGGUUUGAACCUGGAUGACCACGCACGCAGAAAGCUCAUCAAACUCGUCGGGGAGAGAUACGACAAAGACACUGAUACCCUCACCAUCAGGACCGAAAGCUGCCCACUGAGACAGCAGAAUAAGGACUAUGCCAUGUACCUGCUCACUGUUCUGUACCACGAGUCAUGGAAAACCGAGGUCUGGGAGGCAGAGAAGACCAGGGCAGACAUGGAGGAGUACAGCUGGGCGGACAGCCAGUCUCAAAAAAAUAUCCUGGAUACUCUCGUACGCAUGAAAGUGGCCGGGGAAGGGGAAGGAGAGGAAGUGAGAGAGCAGCUGCUGGGGAGAAAGGACGUGCAGGAGUAUAAGGACUCUGUGAUGAAGCUGAAGAAUGAGGGAGACAGUGAGACUGCCAUGCUGCAGUACAAAGAGGCUGUGAAGAAACUACUCAACCUGUAAAAUACUCCUGUAGAUAGAGCAACCAGAUAUUAAAACUUCAAGGGUCUCAAUGUAUUUAUUUUCCAGAAGUGUCCUGCCAUAUCAGCUGUACGACUAUGUCUUUGAUACAGAAGUAAAGUCUAAUGCAUCCUGCUUUAAACAUAA
Messenger RNA from Cheilinus undulatus (humphead wrasse), 1179 nucleotides. It is a transcript of the gene mrps35, whose product is annotated as mitochondrial ribosomal protein S35. The record is from RefSeq and is a predicted model, not a curated record. Gene Ontology annotation, biological process: mitochondrial translation. NCBI's taxonomy places the organism in Eukaryota, Metazoa, Chordata, Actinopteri, Labriformes, Labridae. The coding region runs from base 34 to 1035 and encodes 333 amino acids. The transcript is spliced from 8 exons. Gene Ontology annotation, molecular function: structural constituent of ribosome. Gene Ontology annotation, cellular component: mitochondrial small ribosomal subunit.